AUGGGAGACAUGUUUUCACUUCUAUAUAAACCAUACGCGAUGGCGUUCUGGGUUUCGGCCGCCUUCGCCGCACCGGCCCUCGGUCCCUUGCUUUCAGGUUUCGCUGUCUACGCCAAAAAUUGGCGCUGGUCCCAAUGGGAAGUUCUCUGGAUGGCUGGUCCUAUAUUCCUUCUGAUGUUCUUCUUUCUUCCCGAGACGUCGCCUUCGAAUAUCCUAUUGAACCGCGCGGCACGUCUACGCAAGGCUUCCGGGAACGACAAGAUCCGGUCGCAGACUGAGAUUGAGAGAAAAGAUACCCCACUUAGUGCCAUAAUCGUCGACGCCACCUGGAAACCAAUUGAGAUUGCAAUUAAGGACCCGGCUGUACGUCUCCGUUCUCAGCAGGCGGAACAUCACUGA
Didymosphaeria variabile is the source of this 399-nucleotide messenger RNA. RefSeq lists its product as uncharacterized. Gene Ontology annotation, biological process: xenobiotic detoxification by transmembrane export across the plasma membrane. Gene Ontology annotation, molecular function: fluconazole transmembrane transporter activity. The transcript is spliced from 2 exons. The coding region runs from base 1 to 399 and encodes 132 amino acids. The record is from RefSeq and is a predicted model, not a curated record. NCBI's taxonomy places the organism in Eukaryota, Fungi, Ascomycota, Dothideomycetes, Pleosporales, Didymosphaeriaceae.